Molecule: messenger RNA, 1449 nt
Organism: Alternaria burnsii
Lineage: Eukaryota; Fungi; Ascomycota; Dothideomycetes; Pleosporales; Pleosporaceae
Exons: 1
Coding region: 1-1449 (482 amino acids)
Source: RefSeq, a predicted model, not a curated record
AUGCCGCCUCAUAUCACUAUACCUGCGGCUUCGCCAACAUCUGCUCUAGAUGCACCAUCUUGUGUUGAUACCUCUGUCAUAGAGACAAGUAUGCAAUACGUGGAUAAUACGGAGAAUAGUGUCGAUAGACAGAGUCAAGAUCGGGAUGACGACGUAGCUUCAGUGGCAUCAACGACUCGUUACGAACACGAGCCGUUCGAGACCUUCCAGCACAAAGUCGCCGAAUUCGCCACCGAACAUUUUCACCGAAACCCUAGGGACAUCUCGAUCCAUCAGAUGAAGGGUGGGGCCAACAAUCGAGUCGUCGGGAUUAAGAUAGCAUCAAAGUCAAAGAAAUUUAGUUUGCACUGGUUCCUAUGCUGCUGCUUUGGCGCACGCAAGAAGACAUCUGCCACAAGGUUCGACUCAUACAUUAUACGAAUCCCACGUGUGGAGUUUUCAGGUGACAGCCGUGUCGAAGAUAUGGCCGAGAGCAUGAAACGCGAGCUAGCGAUCCUAAAGACGGUCAGUUCACGGGUACCUUUACCGGUUCCCAAAGUUUUCAGUUACGAUCUUUCCACUGAGAAUAUUUGCGAACGACCGUAUAUGAUUCAGACGCGCCUUCCAGGCCGGAACCUUCGAUUAGAGCUAUGGCAUCAACUCAACAUGCAGCAAAAGCAGUGUGUUGCGAAAUGUGUCACUAGUCUCGCUGCUGCCAUCGCUUCAGUCGAAGGACCGGCAGGCGAUAUCUCGCCUGAAAACUUAUCACGCCCGUCCAGUUCCCCAAUCUGCGUCGAUACAUUCUCUACACCGGCUUACGAUAACCAACCGACAUGCAAGCCGGCAUUGGCACGCAACCCUAUUGAUCAUCUGUUAGAGCAAUGUGAGCGGUGGCGCGCAUGCGAGAAAGCUACUGCAUGGUGCUUCGAAGAGAUCUGGGACGGCUUUGCAGCGAUUUCAAGAGCUCUGGAAAAGCGCGGCUUUCUACAUGGGCCGUGCGUACUUGUCCACGGCGAUCUCAUGCCGUAUAAUCUCCUGGCAGAGGUUUGCAAUGAGACCGAUGUAAAUAUCACAGGUGUUCUCGACUGGGACUUAGCUGUCAUCGCGCCAGAGUUCAUGGCAUACAGAGCGCCAUUCUGGCUUUGGUCACCGGAAGACAUGGAUAGUGAUAACGAAGACGACGAGAAUAUGGCGAACUUUGAGCCUGUUGAAGAGGAGGGAAAGAUAUUGAAGCAGGUUUUUCUUGAGAACGCGUCGGAGAAGUACAAAUUCUACGCCUUCGCACCAGAGGCGAUGCUCGCUAGACGCAUGUUCUAUAUAUUGAAGAUCGGUCACCCUGGUGAUUGGGAGUUUGAGGAGGCGAAAAGCGUGAUACGGGAGUGGAAUGAACUCCAUCCUGAGGACGGAGUUCAAUCUGUUCUUUCUGGUACGGAUUCUGAAUCUGACGAAGACCAAGAUGAGAACGAGUGA